This is a messenger RNA of Exophiala viscosa, 2390 nucleotides long. RefSeq names its product MFS transporter. Gene Ontology annotation, biological process: transmembrane transport. Lineage: Eukaryota; Fungi; Ascomycota; Eurotiomycetes; Chaetothyriales; Herpotrichiellaceae. The record is from RefSeq and is a predicted model, not a curated record. Gene Ontology annotation, molecular function: transmembrane transporter activity. Gene Ontology annotation, cellular component: membrane. The transcript has 3 exons. The coding region runs from base 254 to 2014 and encodes 586 amino acids.
CUUCAGUGCAUCAAGCACUAGGGAAAUUACGUCAAGACACUGCCGCUAUCUUCAUUUGCCUUGAACGAUGUUAUCAAUCAAUUCUGCCGCCUGCGAGUCGACUUGAUCCAGUCACUCCCUUCGGUCAUUUCGUAGCACAGAUGCGACAACCAUACUGAUCCAUCUACUUCGUGGUCUAACGCGCUCCUUUGCGGUGCCAGCACUCCGAACACGCACGCACGCACCCCGCGAUCACGCGCCCGAGACACUCAGAAUGGACCAUGAAGAUGCGUUCGCGGAGGAGGCUCAAGAGGAGGCGUUGUUGUCCGAGGCCAGCACCACUGAUUUGGGCAUUGAAACACAAUACUCAAUGAGAGAGGAUGAUGAGGAUGAGGACGAAAGCAGCCCCUUGGUGAGUCCUCGACGUCGCCGGCCACAAAAGACACCAUAUAGCCGAGCCAGCGCGAGUUAUCAAAGGGCUAUCGAUGAGCCUUGGAGCGGAGCUCAUGGUUCACAUGACUUGCCAUGGUAUAAGAAGCCUUCGAUCUUCUGGCUCCUUCCUGCAUUCUUCCCAUUCUGUAUAGCAUUCGGGGGGAUCAUUGUCCCAAAGACAUACCUCAUCCUCGACCUCAUCUGUCAAGACUACCUGUCAGAUCGUGCUGCAAAGGAUCCUACCUUCACGUUCACACCGGUACUUCUGGGAUCCGAAAAUCCACAGUGCAGGGACCCCAAUGUUCAGGCACGAGUAGCGACAUUCAACUUGGAAGCGAAUCUGUUAUCCGGGAUCUUCUCAGCCAUUAUAUCUCCUCACCUUGGUUCUCUCUCUGACCGCAUUGGACGGAAGAAGAUUAUCGUUUGCGCAUCGUUUGGAGCUCUAGGUGCCGAGAUUAUCACGAUCAUUGUGGGCAAGAAUGAAGGCAGGGUCUCCGUGUACUGGAUAUUGCUGGGUGCCCUUUUCGACGGCCUCUGUGGCUCUUUCACUACAGCCAUGGCAUUGGCUUUCGCUUACGCUGCCGAUUGUUCUCCGCCUGAACGCAGAAAUGUUGCCUUUGGCUAUUUUCAUGGCACGCUUUUUGCGGGUAUUGCGCUUGGGCCGAUUCUGGCUGGCUAUCUGAUCAAGCUCUCUGGCACCGUGUUGAUUGUAUUCUACGUCGCUCUCGGCUGUCACCUCUUCUACAUCCUAUUCAUAUCGCUUGUGGUGCCGGAAUCACUGUCCAAAGAGAGACAAAUGAUCGCAAAGGAGAAACGACGUCUCGCCAAAGCUGAGUCGCCUCCGAAGCAUUGGUUCACCGAACUGAGGAACUACAACCUUUUCAAACCUCUGUGGGUGCUUCGACCUACAGGCCCAGGUACUAGUUCAAAGCUGAGACAGAAUCUUUUUGUCCUGGCUGCCAUCGACACCAUGAUGUUUGGUGUGGCUAUGGGCACUAUGCAGAUCAUCAUCAUCUUUGCGGAGUUUCGAUUUGGGUGGACGGCUGUGGACUCGAGCAUGUUCCUAUCAGCUGUCAACGUGUGUCGAGUUACGGGAUUGCUCCUCUUGCUUCCCAUUUUGACGCGGAUUUUCCGUGGACCCACGCAAGCACAAUCACAAUCGUCGGGACACAAAGGUGCAGAUAUGCUCGACAUUAACAUUAUCCGUGGCUCCAUCGUCUUCGAUCUUCUGGGGUAUAUUGGUUACGCUCUGACACCGUCUGGUGCGAUCAUGGUCAUCUCUGGUAUGGUUGCAUCCUUGGGAGGAAUUGGGUCUCCGACUUUGCAGUCUGCUCUCACGAAGCACAUCCCAGCAGACCGUACCGGGCAGGUCCUUGGUGCGUCAGGGUUGUUACACGCGCUAGCACGUGUUGUGGCUCCAACCAUUUUCAAUCUCAUCUACAGGCAAACUGUUGGUGUUUAUGCAGGUACUGUAUUCAUAUGUCUCGCAUCGGUUUUCGUUGUUGUUUUCGCUUUCAGCUGGUUCUUGAGACCAAAUGUCUACCUCCACGAAGGAUCAAACGUCGACUCUGAUGAGAACGAAGUUGAUGAACAGCACCCAUAAAGCAAGCGGGAUGUAAUUUAUAUAUUGAGUUUUAGCGAUUGUGGUUUCUUGCACUAGAUCAUGGUUUUCACGCGAGAUGGAUAUACAGUGGAGCGAAUGUCACGCCAAUGUGUGUGUGAUGUGUGUUGAGCAGGGACUAUACGUCUGUGGUGCAGAGGCCAGUGUUCAGGCCGAUGCAUGGAGUGACGACGUUGGGCUGUUGACAUGCUGAUAUACUGUACUAUGGGGCUCCUUCACUUCAUCGUCGGCUGUUCAUUGCAGUCCAGUGUGCUGGAACGGAUAUACAUGGAUAAGUACCAUUAGCAUUGUAGCCUUCGUAGGUCCAGCUAUUGUAUGUAUGAUGCCUGCUCAGUUAAGGCUGAGGUGGAUUCGCAAG